AUGCAGAAGCAAAGGAACUCUUUCCAAUUGCAAACUCCAUCCACCAUCAUGGACGCCAACAAUGCUGCCGACUAUUCACCAAUCAGUUCUCCGCCUUCCCCCAAGCCGAAUAACUACCGCAAAGUCUCAAUCCUCCCACUUGUGUUCCUCAUUUUCUAUGAAGUCUCUGGUGGACCCUUUGGAGUCGAAGACAGUGUCAAUGCUGCCGGACCACUCUUAGCUAUCCUCGGCUUUCUCGUCUUCCCAUUGGUAUGGAGCAUCCCGGAGGCCCUAAUAACAGCAGAGCUCAGCACAAUGUUCCCUGAGAAUGGUGGCUACGUGGUCUGGGUCUCCUCAGCUCUCGGCCCUUUCUGGGGUUUUCAACAAGGCUGGAUGAAAUGGCUGAGUGGUGUAAUCGACAAUGCACUAUACCCUGUCCUGUUUCUCGACUACCUGAAACCUGCAAUCCCAGCGCUAGAAGACGGCUUCAUAAGAAUGGUGGCGGUUCUUGUAUUAACGGUUAUGCUUACACUCUUGAACUAUAGGGGACUAACCAUAGUAGGAUGGGCAGCUAUAUUGCUGGGAGUGAUCUCACUUCUCCCAUUCCUCCUCAUGGGAGUGAUUGCAUUUCCUAAGCUCGAGCCUUCGAGGUGGCUGGUGGUCGACUUCGGCAAAGUUAACUGGACAUUAUACUUGAACACUCUCUUCUGGAACCUCAACUACUGGGACUCGAUUAGUACUCUAGCAGGAGAAGUCGAGAACCCUGGUAAAACCCUACCCAAGUCGCUCUUCUAUGCACUUAUCCUAACCAUUUUCAGCUACUUGAUCCCGUUAUUAGUGGGAACUGGUGCACUACCCGUUGAUCAAGAUCGCUGGACCGAUGGUUACUUCUCGGAGAUAGCCAAGGUUCUGGGGGGCGUGUGGCUAAUGUACUGGGUUCAAGCAGCUUCUGCAGUAUCGAACAUGGGGAUGUUCAUGGCCGAAAUGAGCAGCGACUCAUUCCAGCUCCUGGGUAUGGCGGAAAGAGGAAUGCUUCCCGAGUUCUUCAGCAAGAGGUCUAGAUACGGGACCCCUUCGAUCGGGAUACUGUUCUCUGCAUCAGGGGUUGUGCUGCUCUCAUGGAUGAGCUUUCAGGAGAUUGUGGCAGCAGAGAACUUCUUGUACUGUUUUGGGAUGAUCAUGGAGUUUGUUGCGUUCAUUAAGCUGAGGAUUGAUUACCCGGGAGCAAUGAGGCCUUUCAAGAUCCCUCUCGGGACUGGUGGAGCUGUUGUGAUGUGUAUUCUUCCAGGCCUAUUGCUGGUGGUGGUUAUGGUGAUUGCUCCUUUGAAAGUUAUGGCAAUUAGCGCGGCGGCUAUUGUUGUUGGGCUCGGUAUGCAUCCUUGUUUGCAGUAUGCUGAGAGGAAUCACUGGCUGAAGUUCUCCAAGAGUUCUGAACUUGUAGACAUCCAUUCUUCCUUGACUUCUGUUUAG
Messenger RNA from Linum tenue, 1449 nucleotides. The record is from the annotation of a GenBank genome assembly. Lineage: Eukaryota; Viridiplantae; Streptophyta; Magnoliopsida; Malpighiales; Linaceae.